CUGGAGUGGCUAUGGCUCCCUUUGGAAGGAAUCUAUUAAAGACCCGGCAUAAAAGCAGGGCGUUCUCCUUGCUACUAGAACUUGAGAACCCGUGGGAGCUGAGCUGGUUAAUCGAAAGCUGUGGUCGAUUUUGAGACUCUACUCUGGGGAUAUCUGUCUCCCUCCGUCCUAACCCCCCGCACCAACUUUUUCCGAAGUUUGCCUGGAUGUAGGAACUGGGUCCUGAAAACUUCCAAGACUCCCUCCCGUUUCUUACCACAUCCCUUUAAUUAUCUCCAGACAAGAACAUGGCUUCUGAUGAAAGGGAGAUAGUGGUUUGGAUAUGCCAGGAGGAGAAAAUUGUGUGCGGACUGACAAAGCGCACAACCUGUGCUGACGUGAUCCAGGCUCUACUAGAGGAUCAUCAAGCUACAUUUGGAGAAAAAAGGGUUCUUUUUGGACAACCUAGAGAUUAUUGUAUCAUAGAAAAAUGGAGAGGCUCUGAGCGGGUCCUUCCCCCGCUGACAAAAAUGCUGAGACUUUGGAAGGCCUGGGGAGAAGAGCAGCCCAAUUUGCACUUUGUUCUGGUGAAGUCAGAUGCUUUCCUCUCAUUUCCAUUGUGGAGGACAGCUGAAGCAAAGAUAGUACAAAACAUAGGAAGACAAUGGGAGCUCAGCCCAGCGAAUUACAUGAAGAUGUUGCCAGUGGAUAAGCAAAAGAGGAUUGUUAGAAAGACUUUCAGGAAACUGGCCAAACUUAAACAGGACAAUACUCUGCAAGAGCGAGACAAUAUGGAGACAUUGAUUCAUCUGAUCAUUUCCCAAGAUCAUACCAUUCAUCAGCAAGUCAACAGAAUGAAGGAAUUGGAUACGGAAAUUGAAAAAUGUGAAGCCAAAUUCCAUCUAGUUCAGGUAGAAAAUGAUGGAGAAAGUUAUGUGCAGGAUUCUUAUUUCAUGGCUACUCCAAAUGAUGCUGAGCAACAAACACAUGUGCCACAUAGUCAACAUCAGAUACAUGAAUACUUGAGCAAAAGUGAUGGAAUUUUACAGAUGGAAGAAGGACUGAAACAUCACAAACUACUCAUUGAAAAGCUCUGUGCCGAAAUUGAAGAAGAGGUAAAAGGUGUAUGCACUGAAAAAAAUGGAGAUGGUAAAUGCAUGGCAGAGGCCUUAAAUGGCCAACUAGAAUCCUCAAAUUUAGAAAGUGUCAAACAUGAGUUGGAAAAAAGUACAAAAGAUGGCUUGAGAAUCCACUCUCACUUGAGCUGCAUUCAGAAAGAGCUUACUUACAGGGACUUGCUGCUGCAAAAGAAGGAAAAAGAAUAUGAACUCCUUGCAGAAGAAUUUAAUUCACUGCAUAUCAAAGACAAAAUUGAAUCCAGAUUUCCAGCUAAUGAAGAGCAAGCAAAAGGCAGCGAGGUUACCAACAAGUGUGUCGCAGUGCCAGACUUUGUUCGUAAAGUGACUAAUUUAGACAUAAAUGAUACGGACUCUGACACUGGAAUCAGCUCAACUCAUAGUCAGGACUCUGAAACAGCUUUAGGAGACAUGAUAUUGUUGUCAACAUAGCUGGAGGCCAUUGUGCACAUGACAGAGAGCAAUAUAAAAACAACCAUCUUUGGGGGAUAUUUAUCCUUUUAAUACUCUUGCUAUCAUAGGGUAUGUCUACACUGCAGCUGGAAAUGAGCCUCCCAGCCUGGAUAGACAGACUUGUACUAGCAGAGCUUGAGCUAGCUCGCCAAAAACAGCAGUAUGGAUGUCGCGGCUAGGGCUGCAACCUAGGCUGUGAAGCCAGCCCAACCCCCUAGACUUGAGAGCCCGAACUACAGCCCAAAGAACAACAUCCACUGUUUUUAGUGUGUUAGCUUGAGCCUCACUAGUGCAAAUCUGUCUACUCAGACGGGGAGGAUAUGGUAUAAGACAUGCCCAUAUCGUCGCAGACCUCAAGGUGUUGACUACUCUGGCCCCAAUCCAACAAAGCACUUUAGUAUGUGUGUAAUUAUGAACACAAGGGACUACACGUGCUCAAACUGACACACAUACUCUAGCAUGUAAGUAAUCCCGUGUGUUUACAGUUACACACGUGCUAAAGUACUUUGCUGGAUUGGGGGUCGGAGUGCUCAGGGUUUUGUGAGACUGAGCUUCAUUGAGACAAAAGUAUUCUGAUGGGAGAUGGCCUGAACCAAAAUUCCAGAUCUGAACCCCUCUGAUCUUUGGGUCCAUCUCUACAUCUGACCAUCCUUUCAGGAAUGUGGACAUAAGGAAUAGACCAAUUUAGACAGACAACUUGAUUAUCUGCUCUGUUACACUGGCUUUCUUCAACUGGAGUAACAGGGUUUAGGAUAAGGCACACAAUUGGUUAAAAUGUAGUUUUCAUGAUACUGUAGAGCUGAUAAAAAGCAUAUACUUUUUAUGUUGUAUAUUUAAAUUUCAUUACCACAGAUCACAAAGGGUAAAAUUUUCAAAAGCACUUAAGUGCCAUUUUCAUAAGUGACUUAAGCACAUAGAUUUAUGUCUACACUGCAAUUAAAACCCAAUGGCUGGCCCAUGUCAGCUAAGGGGCUGUUGAAUUGUAAUGUAGACAUUCAGGUUUGGGCUCGGGCUGGAGCCCAAACAUCUACACCACAAUUAAACAGCCCCUUAGCCCAGGCCCCUUGAGCCCAAAUCAGCUGACAUGGGCCAGCUAUGGGUGUUUAAUUGCAGUGUAGGCAUACUCAAGCAGUCUCAGUCCCAUUGACUUUCAGCAAGAUUUAGGGUUGAAAGUUAAUCUGGAAUAGGGUAAGUAAGAAUUUAAAGUUAAUUGUUCCUGAUUUAACACCAUGUCUGGAAUUUCUUAUUCCAAAAUGAGAGCUUCCAUACAGGGAGUUAAUCAGGAAUAAUUAAUUAGGAAUAGCUGAAUAACUCCCUGUGGUAGACAAGCCCUUAGGCUCCUAAAGACCAGGUCUUCAGAGGUUUUUAGGACCUAACUACCAUUGAAAUUGGUGGGAGUUAGAUGCCUAAUACUUUUGAGGAUCUGGCCCCUAAGUCACUUAAGAAUGUCUGUCUGAAAAUUUACCCUGAAAUCUGACAAUGUAUUUAAUGGGAACUAUGUACUAGCUAAGCAACACAAGUUCAGUCAGAUCCUGGACUUAAGUCUUAAACAAUGAAUGAAAAGAUGACGUAUAGAUAGCAUAAAUCUAAAAAAAUGUCAACUACAUUCUUUUCCUAUCCUAUAUUUUGGCGUUCAUUAGUGUCCUCCCACUACCAGUAUCUGCCAGUCAUCAGGUUUUCAAAAUAACUAGAACACUGUGGAUUUAAGAUUGUAAAUAUGACUUUGGAGAGCAACAUUUCCUGAACACCACAAAUUGUUUGUUUGUUUUUAAAGACUUGUGAACUCUGGACUUUAUGAAGAGAGUUUGUGUUUGCAGGUAUCUGUCUUGGAUGUCUUAAUAUAUUUUAUCACUCAACAUUAUAUAGAAUGAUUGGGAUGCUUCAAGUGUAACGUGGAGCUCAGCUACAUGAGUUCUUGAUGUAAACUCAGAUCUACAGCAAACAAGAUAUCUUAACUUUGUAAUAAUUUAUUAACACAACUCAGCAUCUUUUGUACUCUGUGUGUCAUGUACUGAUAUUAGACGUUGCAUGCAGUUCUCAGUUCAGAGCUUUGAAUGUUGAGAGCAGACUAAUGUAUUUCAUGAGUUCUUGUGCAGUUAGAGAUUUUGUUUAAUGUGUCAGCAGUUUUUAUAAAUACAGUUGCUAGCCUGUCUUUUCCUAUUGAAAUUCUUUCCUAUGCAGAAGGCCCGCACUAUGUCUUUGGGCCACUUCAUUCCCACAUAUGCCCUCCAUCAAAAUAGGGUUUUUUGCAGAGCUGGGUAGUUGAUUUUUCAAGUAGGUGGCAAUUCUAAAAAUAAUAAUACGAAGAAUUAGGUUAGAUUGAACCAAAUCUGAAAAUGUCUAGAAUUUUCAGUGAAUUGGAAAAGUCCAUUUCAGCUCUGCUCCGGAAUGGGGAUUGAAAACUGGGUUACCCACAUCCCAGGUGAAUGCCCUCCUAGAAAAUUAAAGUGAAGGAGAGGGACAGCAGCACCUUCACUGCCUCUGUUCCCAUCAACACCAGUGCUACUGCUGGUUGCUUUGUUGCUCAAACCAUACAUGUUAAAUCUGCGGAUUGACCAAAACAUUUUCCAUUGAACAAUUAAACUGAAAACAACUAUGCCUAGUUCUCUUUAUGUGAUCCACAGACCUUGUGCUGGCCCUCCAGAAAGGGGUGAAUUUCACCCACACUGCAUGCUUAAUUGUGCACCCAUUCCUUGUAAUGUGUAGAUCCAAAGGAUAUUGCUCUCUAUUGAGAGGGGGAAAAAAGCAAGAAAACCAAGGCAGGAUACAAUAUUUUGGUUUUUUUUUUAAAAUUCACAAUGAUUUGAAGCUCAGCCUCACUGUCUGCAUCAAACCUGAAUUCCUUAGAUGGGCUUAAAUAAGAAAUACAAUACAUGCUCAGUGCUGUUUUAGCUCCCUCCUGUUGCUAAAUCUCUGAUAAAGUCAAGCUUAGCGCACUAUCAAGGUAUCUUGGGGGAAAAAAGCACUUUCCCAGUAUUAUCCUUUUGCCUUCUUUCCCUACUCAGUUAACAGAACAUAAGAACGGCCACAUUGGGUCAGAUAAAUGGUCCAUCUAGCUCAGUAUCCUGUCUUCCAACAGUGGCUAAUGCCAGAUGCUUCAGAGGGAGUGAUCAGAACAGGGCAAUUAUCAAGUGAUCCAGCCCCAGUUGUCCAGUGCCAGUUUCUGGCACCAGAGGCCUAUGGACAUUCGGAGCAUGGGGUUACAUCUCUGACUAUCUUGGCUGAGAACUAUUGAUGGACUUAUCCUCCAUGAACUUAUCUAAAUCUUUUUUGAAUCCAGUUAUAGCUUUGGCCUUUACAACAUCCCCUGGCCAUGAGUUCCACAGGAAGUUGUCUUUCUUUUUCCUAGAUUAGCUAAGAUGUUUGCCUUCCCUUGGGAACUGCAAAAUAUUAACCCCUUAUGUUUAUUUCCUGUCUCUCUUAACUCGUGCUUCUCUGGCACCCUUGCACUCUGAUUUUAUGACUCAUGCAAUUCCAUUGGGUGAGCAAUACUUACUGAUUAAGGGAAACACAAAGAAUUGCUGCAUGAUGGUGCAACAGCUCAGACUGUGGGGAAAAAAAUCUCCUCACCAAAGAAUAAAAGGGUAUGAAUUAGAGUAAAAUAUUGGGGAAGUCAGUACACUGGAUUGAAGUGGAGGAAGGGAGAAGUGUUAUUUUGAUGACAAAUAGUUAUCUGUUGAGGAUGGGGAAGAAUAGCCAGGUGAGUGGGCCUGCACCACUGCUAUUUUGAGUUGGGAUAAUUUGGAUCCAGAUAUGAAUCCAGGACAAGAACCUCAGCUGUUAUAAAAUGGUGUAGCUGAAGUCAGUUAAGAGGCACCGAUUUACACCAGAUGAGAAUUUGAUCCGCGAACUGGCAAGGACUUCACUGAAGAAUUCACUCUUGCAUAUAUAAAAUAACCAAUAUAGCCUCUGCUGUUUUCCCAAUGCAUACUGGAUAUAAUUCCAAGUUUCUGCAUGAUUAAUGUGUAAUUUUACAAAUUUGAUGGAACCAGAUAAGUAAAAAUGUAAUUACCUGUUUCAGGCUCUUGACGACUCUUUCAUUUAGAAGACAA
Molecule: messenger RNA, 5620 nt
Organism: Gopherus flavomarginatus (Mexican gopher tortoise)
Lineage: Eukaryota; Metazoa; Chordata; Testudines; Testudinidae
Gene: RASSF9
Product: Ras association domain family member 9
Exons: 3
Coding region: 288-1547 (419 amino acids)
Biological process (GO): signal transduction
Source: RefSeq, a predicted model, not a curated record